GAUUUUGUAAAAUCGGGGACGAAAUAUUUUUAGGAUUGUUUUUUUGCGUGGAGCCAACGAAGCGUGUCAAUGACGUCACAAGGGGAUGUCGCUGUCGCCAUUCCACAAAGAAACGACGAUCGUGAAAAGUUUUAGAAAGAAUUGAUUCAGUUAAUGCUUAUUUGCUGGUAGAUUGAUUAAGAAAAUACCGAGUUUUGUUAUUACAUAUAUUAACACUCGAAUGAAGAAAUGCCGAAAGAAGAAAACACGAAGCAUCGGAAUGGGAGGAGGAACACUCUUAUAAUGAGUCAGGAGGAAGCGAAGUCAGGGAAGCCGUCGCAUUGGGACAAGCUGGAGAUAACUGGCACCAUCCGCAACCUUUCCCCAGCCAUCUGGCAACUCCGUCAUCUUACAGCGUUGUUCCUGAACGACAACCAACUGUCGCGAAUUCCGCCCGAUAUUUGUAAGCUUGAGAAUCUCAUCGUGUUGGACUUGUCGUGCAACAAACUGCGAAGCUUGCCGGCCGAGAUUGGUGACCUUAUCAAACUAAGGGAACUGAUGUUGAACCACAACAGCUUGCGAGUUCUUCCGUACGAAAUCGGGAAAUUAUUCCAACUACAAAUGUUGGGGUUAGUGGGGAACCCCCUACAACAGGACAUCGCUAACCUUUAUAAGAACGGGGUAGCGAGGUUGUUGACCUAUCUGCUGGACAAUCUCGCUGUAACGAGCCAGGAACCCCCUGAGCGGGAUUGGAUCCACACAGCCAACCCCGAUCGUUGCCAGCCGAUGGCCAUCUUCUCUGUGAUGUCAUACAAUGUAUUGUGUGAUAAAUAUGCCACCAGACAAUUGUAUGGUUAUUGUCCACCAUGGGCGCUUAGUUGGGAAUACAGGAGGAAGAUCAUCUUACGCGAGAUCACGUACUACAGCGCUGAUAUUCUUGCACUGCAGGAAGUAGAAACCUGCGAAUAUCACAACUUCUUCCUCCCCGAGUUAAAACUACAAGGUUACGACGGGAUUUUCAACCCCAAGUCUCGCGCCAAACACAUGGCCGAUGAAGAUAAACAGCACGUGGAUGGUUGCGCCAUCUUCUGGAGGACGCAGAAGUUAUCGUUGGUAAAGGAGCAUCUGGUGGAGUUCAACCAGGUGGCCAUGCAGAACAACGAGGGUUCGGAAGAUAUGUUGAACCGAGUGAUGACCAAGGAUAAUAUCGGAAUCGCUGCGUUGUUGGAAACUAACGAUGGGUUGUAUGAUAAUUCAGGCUUCCGUGGUUCGUCCGAGUCACCCAAGCAACAUAUACUUGCUGUUAACGCUCAUAUGCAUUGGGAUCCAGAGUUCAGCGACGUCAAACUGAUACAAACAGUGAUGUUAUGCCACGAGGUGAAACGGAUUUGUGACGAAGCCAACCAGAGUUUCCGGCCGGGAGGUCGAACGACUCAAUCGUCCGACUGCCAUAAGAUGCCACUCGUGUUGUGUGGGGACUUUAACUCAUUACCUGACUCUGGCGUUGUUGAAUUUCUCCGUAACGGCAAAGUCUCAUCCACACAUUGCGACUUCAAAGAAAUCAAAUACAGCAAGUGUCUCAGUACGUUUGGACUCGGACUACGAUCAAACGGGACAAUGCAGGACCCGAAAUCAGUGACCCACCCGUUCCGUUUAAACUCAUGUUACGACGACACCAACUUCCACCUGCUACAAUAUUCAAACAACACGUAUGAGUUCAAGGGAAUCAUCGAUUACAUUUUCUACUCGCGCACCCAGAUGAAAUGUCUCGGCGUAUUGGGAGGUAUUGACCCUGAAUGGUUUAAACAAAACAACAUUGUUGGUUGUCCUCACCCCCACGUACCAUCCGAUCAUAUCCCAGUCAUCUCCGAGUGCCAAGUCUUCCCUCCCGGCCACCAGAAGUCAAACUACCCCCCCAACAACAACUACAAUCACCGCCAACCAUACUCGCAGUUGUUCACCCACCCCACACCCCCCCAACCCCCACAGCAACCCCGCUACCCCCCAAACAACGGGGGUAAUCGACCGGGGUCGUCCAACUCCAUCACCCACAGCCCCAUCAACCUACCUAACGGGCGGGGGUCAAAUGGGGGCCAUGGGGUUGGGGUUAAUCGGGAUGAACGGACGAAGGUAGUUUCCCCUGGGACUUUCCCCUGGGUGAAAAGGGACUUACCCACUAAGGGACUUUCCAACUUUUUGAUUAUUAUUUUGCCGUAUUAUUGACUGAGACUUCCCCUUUGAGAAUCAUUAUCACUAUUGUGACAUCACAAAUCGUGAAACUUCCAUUCCAUUGUUACGCGACAGUUCCCCCUAUGACAUCAUAAACACAAUUUGGUUUUAAAUUUUAUUACUCGAGCACUUCCAGCCAAUUCAAAUGAUAAUGAAGUAACUUGCACUUUCGUGUUUUAUCCCGGCAUCAAAAUAACAUGAUUCAAGUUGUAUCAUUUUUUACGUCACUCGGAGAGAUUGCAUCUAACAGGAUUUUUACAAAAUUUAGAAAUUUCACAAAAUUUUCAUUUUUAACAUCGUUGUUAGUUGCAAUCCAGCCGAGUUACGCUGGAAUUUUUUACACCGUUUUUACGUCCACAUAGAAACAACAUUUCACUGGAAAUUCUGAAUUUUUUGUUUUUUUAUCGUUUGUUAAAUGCUACCCAGUGCAAUGACCUGAGCGAAAAUUAUAGUUCACUUAUUACGGGACUUCCCCCUCCUCCCCGGGUAUUUCCCGGUGUGCCAAAACCCGAUUUUAAAACUUUUUUUUAACAAUUUUACGAAAAGUUAAAUUUUAACGCCAGAAUUGGAUUUUGUUUGUGACAUCAUAAUGUUCACUGUGAUUGUUACGUCGUCGUGGCAACCACUAAGGUGCUCCAUAUACUUUGUUGUGGCAAGGUGUCGUCCAAAGUGCCUUGUAUACACAGUUAUGCCUCAACAUUGGUCCCAACUUUGCUGCUUCUUCUCGAACUAUGAUUUUUGCUCUGGUUUGUACUGGAUUGUGAUGUCAUGAUGACGUCAUAAUGGUGUGUGUUUGAUGACGUCGUUGUUUUGUGGUGACGUCACUUUGUUUGAUGUGUCAUCGUUACGUCAUAAUAAUGAUGAUGCAUUUUACCAUUUUUAGCACCUCCCCAAAUAAAAUGUCUUGCUGCACAUAA
Molecule: messenger RNA, 3125 nt
Organism: Ciona intestinalis (vase tunicate)
Lineage: Eukaryota; Metazoa; Chordata; Ascidiacea; Phlebobranchia; Cionidae
Source: RefSeq, a predicted model, not a curated record